This is a messenger RNA of Penicillium taxi, 180 nucleotides long. RefSeq lists its product as uncharacterized. The coding region runs from base 1 to 180 and encodes 59 amino acids. The record is from RefSeq and is a predicted model, not a curated record. Lineage: Eukaryota; Fungi; Ascomycota; Eurotiomycetes; Eurotiales; Aspergillaceae. The transcript has a single exon.
AUGCGUGUACCGCGCCAAAACACCUGCCCAGCAGCCAUAGAAUUCCCUGUAGCUACGAAUAUGGGCAGCCGCAUCAAUUCAGAUUUUGCAAAUAACUACUUUCGCAGCGAGAUCUGCCGACGGCUGCUGGCCAUGUCUUCCAGUGAUCGAUAUGUCACCAGCUUUUCCCAGGGGCUUUGA